Molecule: messenger RNA, 1541 nt
Organism: Trichoderma asperellum CBS 433.97
Lineage: Eukaryota; Fungi; Ascomycota; Sordariomycetes; Hypocreales; Hypocreaceae
Source: RefSeq, a predicted model, not a curated record
GGGAAUGUGGCAAAGAAGAAGCGCGACACAUGUCUCGUGCCAACAACUCACCAGGUACAGACUACAUACUCGCUCAGUGUGUACUCGGUGGCAUUCGCAUCUUUUCCGCCCUUUUUUUUUGGUGGCAGCAUUUUGCUACAAAAUAUUGUCGAUUUUGAUCGCUUGCCUUUCCAUUACAGGCCUUUGGCACUACGGCGUUCAAUUGUUGCAAAUUCCGACAGCGUCUAGCAAUCAUGGAUUAUGAAAUGGAUCAGGCAAGCCUCGAUCUCAUCAUCCAGCUUCAAUUGGAAGAUGCCCAAAGCAUGGCCAAGGGAAAAUACCAGGAAGGCAAGGCCCCUGACUUCGAACUGGCACUUGAACUUUUCAACGCCGAGCUCGCGUCAUUUCACGCUUUUAUCCACGAUCGAGAAAUGAGCCGCAGCCUAGCUCGUGCCGUUGUGAGCGAUGCAGACAUCAUAAGACAGUUGGUCAACGAAGAGGAACAAGCGACUCGCGAUCGGAUGCUUGCGCUUCAUGGAUUUGAUGAUAAUGACAUCGCUGAGGGCAACCUCUUUCCAAAGAGACAGCCACCAGAUACAAGUUCGUUGAAAGAGAAUAUCUCUGAUGAAAUGGUCAACAAACUCAUACUUCUAUUUCAUGACGAUGGCGGACCUUCACCCAUUGCGGAGUCAUCUAGGAUGGGAGAGCGAGCUAAUAGAAUGAUGAUGACCAAAGUGGCCAAUAGACGCCGCUGCAUUGUUUGCAGUGAAGAUUUUCCAUUCGUCGACACAUUGCGAUGCCCUUGCUCUCACGAUUAUUGUCGCGGAUGCCUGUCCAAUUAUAUUAGUAAAGCAAUAAACGACGAGUCUAUAUUCCCCCCUCGAUGCUGCGGAAAACCGAUACCACUCGAUGGUGUGAACCAGAUCUUCAUCCCCCCGGAAAUACUUGGAAGAUAUCGCGCCAAGGAGCUCGAGUACGGUUCAGCGAAUAGGAUGUAUUGUCACGUACCCAAUUGCUCGACCUUUAUCCCCACGCAGUUCAUUAAAGAUGAGGUGGCGACGUGUGUCAAAUGCCGGAGCAAGACUUGCACCAUCUGUAAGGGCCCAUCUCAUACGGAUGACUGUCCUAAAGACACGGAAACGGCCAAUAUUCUUCGUAUUGCAGGAGAUAAUGGGUGGAAGAGAUGCUUUAAAUGUCGGAGAAUGGUAGAGUUGGCGUAUGGAUGCAACCAUAUAUAUUGUAAAUGCGGAGCACAAUUCUGUUACACCUGUGGGAAAAAAUGGAAGUCUUGCGGUUGUGAGUUGUGGAAUGAGAAUAUGCUGGUCGCUCGAAAUAUGGCUGCAAAUCAGCUCGCAGGCGGACAACGUCAAAUUGCGAAUCAAGGAUGGGGUCUAUAAAAGAAGAGAGGGGAGAGAAGAGUACAUAGAGGGGAUGAGAGACAUUUUACAAGAAGGUUGUCGUUGGAUGAUGGCCUCUCGUUGUUGGACACUAAAGUAUGCAGUGGCUGAGAUUGAAAUUCUACUAGACCGCUAGACUAACUCAAUAUAUUACAUAAACGUUGG